AUGUCUGAUUGCCUACCACACGUUGUUAUUGCUGGUUUAACGAAAAAGUAUACGGCUGAAGAUUUUCGUCAACUUAUAAACGACAAGGCCAAAGACCCCGAAAUAUACACAUAUCAACAAUUAGUUGAAGAACUGCAUUAUAAUACUGGGGAUGCUUUUGCUUUUGUUAAAUUAAAUUCUGAAGAAGCUGCAAACUGUCUUAUUGCUCGUUUAAAUGAGUCAAAAUUGGAGGGAUGUGAUCAAGUUCAUGCGACUUUUAUCCCAAAGUUUGGGAUUGCGUGCAGUCUGUCACAAACGCUCUUCUCUCUGGAAAUUCUGUUGAUGAAGCCGAAGGACCAGAUCCUGCAGCAGAAGGUCCAGAUCCUUGUGGAGAUGGCUCGUGUGAGCGUAGAGGUCAUGGUUGGGCGGCGGAUGAUUCUUUUGAUGACUAUAUAUCUGAUCGAUUUAGUUGGUUUGGUUGGAAACAUGAAGUUGGAAUUACUGAUGACUCUAUCAAACGCAAAGGAUGGGGAACAGAAGAAGACAACGUUGAAUCUUGUGGAACUGAUUCAAGUGCUCCUGUCAAAAAAUAUGAAGAAAACAAUGGACAGCAAGAUGCAAGUGAAAUAA
Meloidogyne enterolobii is the source of this 609-nucleotide messenger RNA. NCBI's taxonomy places the organism in Eukaryota, Metazoa, Nematoda, Chromadorea, Rhabditida, Meloidogynidae. The record is from the annotation of a GenBank genome assembly.